AGAAGAAAGGAAGUCAACCUUAGCAAAAUUGAUGGUAUUCAAUUACAACAAUUACAACAAUUACAAAAAUCCUCGUCGUCGCUUCCGUUUGCAAUCGAUAUAGGCAGGUACCUACUUAAACUGAAAUAAAGUGGUAAGUGCAAUUCAUCCAUUUAUCAAAGUUGAUCCAUCUUAUCUGCUCACUUCACACCCUCACCCUCACUCUCACUCUCACUUAUCCUUCACUUUCCCUCUCUCUCCCCUCCGAAUCGCUGAACCAUGAUGAGCAAUUCCAUUUCCACUCUUCUUUCGACAUCGUCAAAUUACCACAUUACAUCACUUUCCACACCAUACCACAUCAUACCACUAAUUGAUUCACACUCUUCUUAUCCUUUUUCUAUGCACCUACGAGCUUGCUGCCCACAUAAGGUCACAUACCAGAUCGAUUAUUUACCAUGACCUCUUCUUCUGCAGCGUCGUCUUUGUACAAGGCCAGACAUAUUGUCGUAGGCCUCACUGUUGUUUUGGGGAGUGCAUGGUAUCUACGGCAACGAAUGGCUAAGAACCGAGCCAACGGCGCCGAUUCGAAAGAUGCUGAUGCCGCUGACCCCCCGCUCCUCCGGAAGCACUCCGAGGUGAAAUCAUACACUGCUUCCCGAAGUGGUAUCACCUAUCCCGGCAUCCGAGUCUUUUAUCGCCGUCAUCCCAAGGCAGAUGAGCUUCCUCGAGAUCCCGCCCCACUACCUCUCCUGGUAUUCAUCCAUGGUCUUGGCGGAUCCGUCGCUCAGUUCCAUCCUCUUCUCACCAGUCUUAGUAAUUCCGCAUCUUGCCUAGCCGUUGAUUUUCCUGGUUGCGGCCUCUCUCAAUUUGCCCCGUCAUCGUGGGACGCCUACACUUCGGAUGCCCUGACCGACUUGCUCGAGACCAUUAUUGAAGGUUACCGAGAGAAGGAUCAAGGAGUCGUCUUGAUUGCUCACAGCAUGGGAACAGCCGUCGCGGCUCGCAUCGCAAAUCCACAAUCGGCGUAUUACCUGCGGCCUCCUUCUCAUGUGAUGGGACUGGUCGCGAUCUGUCCCGUCUCUGGACCGCCAUCUCCAGGAACAGUGCGUAACUUCCGCGUGCUCCUACGGCUUCCAGAGUUCAUCUUCAACAUGUGGCGCGCGUGGGAUCGGUGGGGCGGAUCUGAGAGCGCAAGCGUCAAACGCUUCGUUGGGCCUGGUGGGGACCUCGAGACCCGGCAGCUUCAGAACAAGUUCAACAGCCAGAGCCGGACACCCGUCUUUCGUCGCAUGGCUUGGGGACUCUUACCCAGUCAUUUUGUCGAUGGGAAACCGGCUGACGGACUGUUUGGCGAACCAACUUGGGCCGGCCUUGACAUUCCUGUUUACCUGAUCGGCGGCGAACAUGACACAGUAACAUCACCGAAAGAAGUUGAAAAGAUUCGGGGCAUGCUUGACUCGGGAACGAGUUCGGCCAAUCAAGCAUCUUCACCCAGCUCCCCCAGCAAAGCCCGCGCUAUUUCACCUACCACGGCCGAAGAACGUGUAAAUAUCGAUUCCGUGACUUCAGUAAAUGCCACAAUAAAUCCAGGGGAGCACAUGCCGCGAUCGAUCGACACUAUUACUGAUGAAGAUUUUGCGCGAAAGAAACAGCCGAUGUCAAACAUAGAAGAUCACUAUGAAGAUCCGACUACGCCCAGAGAUCAGGAAUCAGUUAGCAAUAUCCCUUCACAGCCCCGACAUCCAGCCAAAGUGGUCAAAACCUCAAUACUCCCUACAGGGCACGCUAUGAUGUACAUGUCGACAACCGUUCGUACCUUAGCAGGACUAAUUGGCGAUUUUAUGAAUGAUCAUAUCACCGGCCGGUUUUCUCUUGGCUGGCAACUACAGCAUCUUUCUCGGGACGGCAAGUGGGAUGUCAAGAAUUUGGCCAAAUGGAAAAGUGUCCGACCUGUUUCUGAUCCCAUUGGCGGUAUAUUCCGAGCCAUGAAGACUCUACGCGAGGUCGACGAGGAGCAUUCCCCCAAAAUCUUCACGGCCAACUGGGGAAACAUCAUCAAGGAUAUUAUUGAUAUUAGCCAUGACAAUCCCGUCUAUGACCCUAAGAGCUUCGGAGAGGGGAUCAAGUACCAUAAAUUCCCCACAGUAUCAAAGAUUCCCCCAACCGACACAGAGGUGGCACAAUUCAUCAAGCUGGUGGAUGCAAUCCGUGAUGAUCAAAAGAUUCGCGCCUCCUCGGAACCGGAUUGGAGUGAUGACCAUGUUAUUGGCGUGCACUGUCACUAUGGAUUCAACCGCACUGGCUACUUCCUUGUAUGCUACCUAGUAGAGCGCUGCGGAUACGGCGUUCAAGAAGCGAUCGAUGCCUUUGCAACUGCGAGGCCUAAUGGGAUUCGCCACUCGCACUUCCUCGAUCGUCUGUUCGUCCGUUAUACGCUCCCUUCCCGAGAAUGAGUUUAUACCCAAGUAGGUUAAGCACCUGCGUCUUAGAAUUGAUAUUCGACAGUCUCGUCACCGGGUUGAUUUUUAUUGACAAGAUUCAUUUUUGGGGGUUUUUGGGUUUAGAUAUUCUUUAGCAACUGGGAAGGAUGGUCUUUGGAGUUGGGCGACCUUGAUGUUACUAUCUUGUAUGAUUACCAGUACCUACAUGUAAGGUGCCUAGGUACAUAGGGUACCCUGUUGUAUUGUAUUUAUGUUCCUGCAGUAUGUGUAGGUGGGCUUUUCGAUUGAUAGCAGUGGUGUUUAUAUAAUCCUCUUUCCACUUUUCGUUGGUGGCUACUUUCUAUAGGCAUCUAAUUUGAAGCAUUCUAGAUUGCCUAUAA
Hypoxylon fragiforme is the source of this 2800-nucleotide messenger RNA. RefSeq lists its product as uncharacterized. Gene Ontology annotation, biological process: dephosphorylation. The record is from RefSeq and is a predicted model, not a curated record. The coding region runs from base 435 to 2432 and encodes 665 amino acids. NCBI's taxonomy places the organism in Eukaryota, Fungi, Ascomycota, Sordariomycetes, Xylariales, Hypoxylaceae. The transcript has 3 exons. Gene Ontology annotation, molecular function: phosphatase activity.